CGUGACAACUUCUGGCAAAACGACCACGGCGACGACUACUAUGCUUUCGUCAUCUUUGGUUUGCAAAGUGUCUGAUCAUUGUUCUCAAUAGCAAAUUCAUUCUACUUCGGAUUCGGAUGACAUCUAUACGCUACUCGGUAGAACCAACCGAUAGAAAUGAGCGCCGGCAACGGAUGAGACCAUAAUACUCGUCUCGGCGUCAAAUCCAAAGUCGCUUUUCCCAACAUCAAGAAGACCCUGGGUUUCGACAACAAUUAUCUAAAUUAUGAUUCAAGCAAUUUUCUAUGCCAGGUUCUUUCCAAAAGAGGGAACCAAAAUCGUCGCACAAAGUCCACCGGGCUCAAUCGUGCCAGUUCCACUUCCAGAAGGCACCAAUGGUCCCCUCAACAGGAAACCAUGUCUCUUCGACUUCAGCGUGCUCCAGGAGUACAUCAUCCCGCGCAAGGCCUUCUGCAACCGCUUCAUCACCGUCAAUGACCCGGACGGCAAGUACGUCAUCCUGGGAUACCCCGUCUCCAUUCCGGACCCGCGGUACGACCGGAACGAGUUCAUUUUCAACUUCGGGCUCGUCAUCAGUUGCGACGUGGUGGACCAGAUCCCCUAUGAACGCGUCGUAAGGAGGCUGGCGGCCACCUUUGCCGAGAUGGAGAAGCAGGACGGCUACCUGAGCCAGGACGCGGCCACGAGGGGCGGAGCGGUCGCAGUUCAUGGAUAUGGCAAUGGCGGCGGCCGUUGGGUGGACGGGGACGGGAAUGAGAUGGUGAGUAUGCGGCGGCCGAUAGAAUCGUUGCUGGAGAUUGUGAAGGAGGAUCUGAAUAACUAUGGAGAGUGCAUGAUUCCCAUUGACGACGCUAACACAAUCAACAUGAAACUCUUUCCUCACCACGUCAACCCCCCUGAAGUCAAAGGCUGGCACGUCCCCGUCGCCAAAAUGAAGUUCGCCGACGUCGUCGACCCAACCUGGGAUCUAACCCUGCAGCGCGUCGUCGCCCAUAUCGAUGGCGUUUCCGACGUGCGCCGCAUUGCUCUGGCCUCCGGCGUCUCCCUCGAGCUGACCCAGCUCGCCCUUCGCCACCUGCUCUACUACGACACCAUCCUGCUCCUAGACAUGUUCUUGUUCGGCGCGUGCUACGCCCCUCGCCCGGGGAUCCACGACUUCAUCGCCAACGUAGGCGGCAUGGUCGACGAAUGUGCUAACUACGUCUGCGUCGGACCCAUCGAUCCGUCUCCCAGCAGCAACAACACCGGCACCGGCGCCGGACCUUCUUCUUCUUCUUCCUCCGACAACUACCACCGUCUCCGUUCUGUAUCUGGAAGCACCACUUUCCACAACCACAAUCCCUCCAACCUCUCCACCUCUGCCAGCACACGCCACAGCCACCUCUCCCCCUUUGGCCUUGGCCCAGGAGGUGGUUCCGACCGCGAUCCCAGCCCUUAUGCCCAACACCACCUCUCCCCCGUUCAUGAACGCAAGCCCUCCACCUCCCCCCGCAACCCCUCCUCCAACAUCCACACCUCCUCCUCCCCACCGUCUAACAAGCCCCCACCACCCAACGGAUACCGCAUAUCCAACUACAUGCUAAUCCGCCUAAUGACCACCUUUUGCGUCGGCAAAACCGUGGCCGAAUGGCUCAAGGGCCAUAUGGACUCCGGUUUCGACGUCCUGCGAUACGUAGACGUUCGCCGCUUAGUUCAAUUUGGCGUCAUCAAGGGGUGUUUGUACAGGGUGCACAAGUAUGUUAUCUCAAAACAGUAUUUGGCUGCGCUAGCUACGGGGUUGGCUAGGCCUGUUUCGCCAUCCGAUACCGGAACUGGCACAGGAAGAGGGAAAAGUGGGAGGGGGUAUGGCGAAGGGGAAAUGGGGAGGGAACAUAAAGUGGCGGUGCCGGGCGGACAUUAUGAUACCUACCGUGAACCCGGGAGUCAUGGGGGUCCGGGGGGAAAGGGGUCGAACAACAAGAAGAUGGCGAUGAUGAUGAAGGCUAGUGGGGAUCCGUUGCAAAAGUAUAUGGAUGGACGACAUUGUUUUGAUCAGAUCAUGACGGAGAGGAACAUGACGGACGCGGAGAUUAUGGAUAAAUUGAGGAACUUUCCGGUGCCGGCUGGGGAUUUGACGGUGCUUUAUCGGUAGAGGGAAUGACAGCAUGAAAAUAAGAAUUGAUUAGUGGUGUUGAUAGUUAGCCCGGCUACUGUAUGCGAACUCGUCUUCUUAGAGGACAAAAGAACCUUGUCGAUUCAA
This is a messenger RNA of Neurospora hispaniola, 2239 nucleotides long. Its product is annotated as nitrogen permease regulator 2. The record is from RefSeq and is a predicted model, not a curated record. Lineage: Eukaryota; Fungi; Ascomycota; Sordariomycetes; Sordariales; Sordariaceae. Gene Ontology annotation, molecular function: GTPase activator activity. The transcript is spliced from 3 exons. The coding region runs from base 266 to 2131 and encodes 621 amino acids. Gene Ontology annotation, biological process: negative regulation of TORC1 signaling; positive regulation of autophagy. Gene Ontology annotation, cellular component: vacuolar membrane; GATOR1 complex.